Molecule: messenger RNA, 3056 nt
Organism: Meleagris gallopavo (turkey)
Lineage: Eukaryota; Metazoa; Chordata; Aves; Galliformes; Phasianidae
Gene: CYP19A1
Product: cytochrome P450 family 19 subfamily A member 1
Biological process (GO): response to estradiol; female gonad development
Cellular component (GO): endoplasmic reticulum
Molecular function (GO): aromatase activity; iron ion binding; heme binding
Source: RefSeq, a predicted model, not a curated record
AGGUAAUUUGGUCAUUUACAGGGCCUCCACCAGGUUGAAAGGUACCGAGCAGAUCUGAAUAGAGCUUUGAGCUUUAAAAAAAACUCUGCCUCUUUUCUUUCCCCUUCUCUCUCUCUCCCUCUCUCUAAAGCAAAGCAGAAUCAAUUGGAAAAGAUGAUACCAGAAACUUUGAAUUCACUAAACUACUUCACCAGCCUGGUACCAGACUUGAUGCCCGUUGCCACAGUGCCUAUCAUCAUUCUCAUCUGCCUUCUGUUUCUAAUAUGGAAUCACGAAGAAACAUCAUCAAUACCAGGGCCAGGAUACUGCAUGGGAAUUGGGCCCCUCAUUUCACAUGGGAGAUUUCUCUGGAUGGGAGUAGGUAACGCCUGCAACUACUACAACAAGACAUAUGGAGAAUUCGUAAGAGUUUGGAUCAGCGGUGAAGAAACAUUUAUAAUUAGCAAAUCCUCAAGCGUAUUCCAUGUAAUGAAACACUGGAACUACGUUUCUCGAUUUGGGAGCAAACUUGGAUUGCAGUGCAUUGGCAUGUAUGAAAAUGGGAUUAUAUUUAAUAACAACCCAGCACACUGGAAGGAAAUCCGACCCUUCUUCACCAAAGCCCUGUCUGGUCCCGGUCUUGUGCGCAUGAUAGCCAUUUGUGUUGAAUCAACAAUUGUUCACCUGGACAAACUAGAAGAAGUGACCACUGAAGUAGGAAAUGUCAAUGUGUUGAAUCUCAUGAGACGGAUCAUGCUUGACACAUCUAACAAGCUCUUUCUAGGGGUCCCUUUGGAUGAAAGUGCCAUUGUUCUUAAGAUUCAGAACUACUUUGAUGCUUGGCAAGCUCUUCUAUUAAAGCCCGACAUAUUUUUUAAGAUUUCUUGGCUUUGCAAGAAGUAUGAAGAGGCAGCCAAAGAUUUGAAAGGAGCAAUGGAAAUCUUAAUAGAACAGAAGCGACAAAAGCUUUCCUCUGUUGAAAAGUUGGAUGAGCACAUGGAUUUUGCAUCUCAGCUGAUUUUUGCACAGAACAGAGGAGAUCUGACUGCUGAGAAUGUGAACCAGUGUGUGCUGGAGAUGAUGAUCGCUGCUCCUGACACUCUAUCUGUGACUCUCUUCUUUAUGCUAAUACUGAUUGCAGAGCACCCCACAGUGGAGGAGAUGAUGAUGAGAGAAAUUGAAACUGUUAUGGGUGACAGAGAUGUACAGAGUGAUGACAUGCCAAACCUCAAAAUUGUGGAGAAUUUUAUUUAUGAGAGCAUGAGAUACCAGCCAGUUGUGGACUUAAUCAUGAGAAAAGCUUUGCAAGAUGAUGUAAUUGAUGGCUACCCUGUGAAAAAGGGGACAAACAUUAUUCUUAACAUUGGACGUAUGCACAAGCUUGAAUUCUUCCCAAAACCGAAUGAGUUUUCUCUUGAAAACUUUGAGAAGAAUGUUCCAUCACGCUAUUUCCAGCCAUUUGGAUUUGGCCCCCGGGGCUGUGUAGGAAAGUUUAUUGCCAUGGUAAUGAUGAAAGCAAUUCUGGUGACUCUUCUGAGACGGUGCAGAGUACAGACAAUGAAAGGAAGAGGACUUAACAACAUCCAGAAAAACAAUGACUUAUCCAUGCACCCAAUAGAAAGGCAGCCUCUGCUGGAGAUGGUUUUUACACCAAGAAGCCCAGACAAGAGUCAGAGUGAUUAAAGCAGAUCAGCAUUAACAUUACAGGGUGUUCACAGCCACUUUAAGAAAUGCCCUUCAUUCCCAGGUAAAGAUAUAACGUAAAACAUUUUGUUGCAACUAAACCAUUACACCAAGCAUCCACUUAUUUGCCUGCGCAACACGUGUUCUGGCCGUAAAUUCCAUUGCAAUGCAGUAAGUCCAAAUUCUCAAAAUAGUCCUGUUGUCAGGUGAUGCCACACUAUACACAGGAUUCCUGACUACUUUUUAAACCGUCAAGUUCAGAUGAAGUUAUGCCUUGCUUUUCAAAUGGCGCAAGGUCAGACAUUUGAGGAUCAAAAUCACCUGCCUGUUUGUGCUAAACUCCAGGACUCAUCCUGGAAAUUUCAUCCUCCCGGCCCUCCAGUUGGACAUAGCAGUACUUAGUGUGAAAGUUCUAAUCAUCUGUUUUCAAAAACAUCUGGAAAAUGCUAAAUUUGACUUCAAGACUACGAGAUGAUUUAAAAUACAGAAAGCUAUCAUGCUAAAAAAAAAAUAUGUGUACUAACAUAACUACAGUAGUAGUAGUAUAGUACUAAUAAUGAUUUCCUCCAGCCUCAGGUUUAAACUUGGUCCUUUACAGAAGAACUAUGUAACUACCCAAGUUUCUUGCUGAAAAUGGAUAAUAUAUGGAAAUUUGUAGAGUAUAGCUUGAUAUUUGUUGGCAUCCUUACUAGCCUAAUGAUGAGUUUCUUCUUUGGUCAAGAAGAAGACGAUUUUCUGGGUUUACUGUCAGCAUUCUUUGGCAGAGAUUUUCCAUUUUCAGUAAGCUCCAGUGUUCUUAUCACAUAAACUAAAGAAAGAGGCUUUCAGGAGAAAGUGCCUUGAUAAAACUAACCAAGGAACAAAAAGUUUAUAUUCAGCUUUUCCUCCAAAGUCAUUUAAACAUUUCCUUUCUGUUUAUAGUUUAUAUACUUGUUUAGAAAACUUAAUUAUGUUAAUUAAUCUGGUCCUUAGGACCACUGCUCUCAGGUGCAGGUCUGGCAGACAAAGAUUUAUUCAAGUAGCAUACAUAAACUACUCACAACCGAUAAAUAACUGUUUGUCUAGUCAAGGGUAAUGAAUUAGGUCAGAAUGGAAUUGUUAAUGAAUAAGAGCUGCACAUUUAGGUCAAACCAGCAUUGAAGUGGUCUACAGGAAUUUGAAAAUAUAUAUAUCAGAUUUGAAAAAAGCAUGAUUUAUUGUAGCUAGGUUACUUUUACAGCUUUCCAUAAGAUUGGCACAGUGCCCAAAAGUGACACCAGAAAAGCACAGUUUCUUAAGCCUGUGAAUAUAGACAAAUCUGUGUAUCUGAAGAUGCACAUAAGUAGAAUUUCCAUCUUUUUAGUCAUUAAGAGGCAAAGUGACAUGAACAUUUGGAAUAUCCCUUGUAACCUCAU